AUGGAAGAGGAAACAAACAUUAUGAUGUCAAGCACCACAACAUACCUAACUGGAGAUUGUGAUUCAAGCAGUACAAAUAACAUGCAGUCCAAAAAACACAAAAGAAAUGCAUAUACAAGAAAAGCUUGUAUUUCUGGUUCAAGAUUUAAAGGUGUAGUAGGGCAACACAAUGGCCAUUGGGGAGCUCAAAUAUAUACAAAUCAACAAAGAAUUUGGCUUGGGACAUUCAAAUCAGAAACAGAAGCUGCUAUGGCUUAUGACAGUGCUGCUAUUCGACUUCGUAGUCAAGAUUCACAUAGAAAUUUGCCUUGGACAAAUUCUACAGUUCAAGAACCAAAUUUUCAGAGACAGUUUUCAACUGAAGAUAUUCUUAGAAUGAUCAAAGAAGGUUCUUAUCCUACAAAAUUUGAUGAGUAUUUGAAAGAAAAAUAUGAAGAAUGUCACCCUUUCAAUACUUUGCCAGUGGCGGAGCUAAAGGCGAACGAGGGAUUCUCAUACAAGCAGCUUUUCCAAAAGGAGCUGACUCCAAGUGAUGUGGGAAAGCUAAAUAGGCUUGUAAUCCCAAAGAAAUAUGCAUCAAAAUACUUCCCACAAAUCCAAGAAGUUCCAGAUGUUGAGUUGGUGUUUUAUGAUACCUCAAGAAGACAAUGGAAGUUUCGUUAUUGCUAUUGGAAAAGUAGCCAAAGCUUUGUUUUCACAAAAGGCUGGAAUAGGUUUGUCAAAGAUAAAGGUUUAAGAGCAAAUGACACAAUUGUUUUCAACUUGUGUGAGUACAAGACUGGACCAAAAGAGAUUUCUGCUGAUUUUGUGAUAGAUGUGUUAAAAGGUGUUGAGGUUUUGCCAGAACCAAAAGUGGAAAUUGAAGAAAGAAUGAAGACACAAUCAACUGAUGAUCAUGCUGUGGAACCAGUUUGGCUUUUUGGGGUGCAGAUAGGCUGGUCGACUAACAACGACGACGACGACUAUAUGAAUCGUCACUUCUUCAUUUAA
Molecule: messenger RNA, 990 nt
Organism: Nicotiana tabacum (common tobacco)
Lineage: Eukaryota; Viridiplantae; Streptophyta; Magnoliopsida; Solanales; Solanaceae
Product: AP2/ERF and B3 domain-containing transcription factor At1g51120-like
Biological process (GO): regulation of DNA-templated transcription
Molecular function (GO): DNA binding; DNA-binding transcription factor activity
Source: RefSeq, a predicted model, not a curated record